AUCAUUAUAAUCAGCUGUUCGAGCCAACCGCCGGUUAGACAGUCGAAUUAGUAUUUUCAUUUGACUGUUCGCAUGCUUAAGUAUCCGCACAUUCAUGCCGAAAUUGUAUUAAAAAAUUAUCCACGUUGUGUUUUUUUACCUUUUUUUACUCGUUCAGUGAUUUAUUAUUUACGUUAUCGAAACCGUUAUUUUUUUUAAGUAUCGCGAAGAUCGUCGAAAAAAUUCAAAAAUUUCCAUGUAUUGAAAACGAAAGCAAAUUGACCUAGGUUUUGAAAAAAAAAAAAUCGUAAAACCACAGACAUUCGUAAUGGAAAAAAAUUUACUGUGCGCGGAGUCGUUUUGCUCCGAGGAUAAAAUGGCUGAUAAAGAUAAUGUAAUUUUAGACGACAAUCGCGUACUGGAUCAUCUUUUGCAAACGGAAGUCAUAUACAUGCCGCAGAUACAUUCCAAAAACAGUGACCUUGACCCUACGACUAGAAAGAUCGUAACCAAAUGGAUGUUAGAGGUAUGCGAAGAAGAAGCAUGCCUAGGACCAGUUUUCCCACUAGCCGUCAACUUUUUAGACAGAUUUCUAUGCAAAUGUGAUGUGCCAAAAAAUUUUUUACAAUUAGUAGCUGCAGAUUGUUUGCUGAUUGCCAGUAAAAUACGACAAAGUUCGCCAAUAUCAAUAAAUACGCUUUGUUAUUAUACAGAUAAUUCGGUUACCCCUUGCCAAUUAAGGAAUUUUGAAACAUUAUUAGCAACUAAAUUGAAAUGGGAUUUAGCAGCAGUCACAGCAUUCGAUUUCAUAGAUCAAAUUUUACAAAGGGUAACGUGGUGCAAUAGCAUGCAAGAAAAAAUUGUCAGAGUGCAUUCGGUUACGCUGAUAAAUUUAUGUUGCACAGAUUAUGAAUUCCUGAAUGUGAAGCCUUCGGUAAUAGCAGCCGCUAGUAUUAUGUCUGCCAUGGUGGGAAUUCGAAUAAAAAUAGAUUCGGAUCAUUUAAAACGUCUGUGUUCUCUAAUUAAAGCUAAUCCAUCCGAGGUGGAGAAUAUCGCAUCCAAAAUCGAAAGAAUAGUUAACGAAGAAAUGUCACAUCUUAAUAAACCAGUUUCCAAGAUGGUCGAUUCCAACUCCUCAUCGUUAACCUGCUACGACCACGACCCUUUAUCCAAGUACUCGGGUAUCGAAAACGAACCGAAAAAACCCGAAACCCCGGUCGAUGUGCAGAAUGCAAAUUUCUAAACCGAGUGCGAAUCGAAUAUGUACGACAUAAUACUACAUAAUAUUAUGUACCUAGUUUUAUAAUUAUAUACCUACGUUCGUUUAUUCCCCCUUUUCCCCCUCGUAUAAAUUAUUGUUCCAACUCUUUCGUUGUUUUUUUUUUUUUUUGGUGUCUUUGGGUCGUAUUUGAUAUAUUUUUCUAUCUUUUCCAUCGUGAUCGGAAUUUUUAUAUUAGAGAAAAGAAAGAAAAUCAUAUCGAAUGCAACAAGACAAUUUUUUCGUUCAGACUGUCUUUUUUUUUUUUUUUUUUUUUUUUUUUUGAGGUGUUCGAUCACUCAUUUAUUUAAUACUGAAAAUAUUUCUAAAUAUCUGAGUAAAUUUUAAUUUCUGAAUCGUUUUUAUCGAACCUCUUCAUGUUUUUGUGAUUUUUGUACGACUAAACCGAGUGCUAGUUUCAAAUUGGACGAUUGGAAUAAUUCUAAAUACGCAUGUAAGGAAUUUCUCUCAUCUGUGUAGACAUUUAGACUUGCCACGAGACUUUCCAGACUAUGUCGUAUGAAAAUAUCUAAAUUCGUCUCGAAAUGAGUGGCAACAUGGCUCUGGCUACCGACCUACGUCGUGCACAACUCGCACCCAAAAAAAAUCCCAACACUUUUGGAAAUGAUUUAGCGAUUUGUUCUGUCUGGAGCAUUGAGAAAGAUGACAUUUCUCUUUUAGAAGAAUUUUUAUCCGCUUGUUUUUAAUUUACUUGCUAGUCCAUACUCGUCCAAAACUAACCGAAUAUUCUCGGGUUUAUUUAUACUUAGGUGCCUCAAAGAGUUGGAACGUUUAUUACACUUUUAAAAAUUUGUAUAUAUUCAUAAAACGCUUAUUAUUUUCAACGUAUUAGAGAUAGAGAAAUCGUAUACAUAUAAAUGACAUACCGGAAUUAAUCGUAUAUUUUUUUGUUUCUUAUUUUUAAUUUUACCAUAAUUAUCGAUUUUCUUCCUUAUAUAAAAAUAAUAUCAACUAUAUGAUUUUUAUAUACCUAUAAUUUUUAUAUAAUAUAAAUACGCGAGCGAUUUGAAUAUUAUAUAGAUACCUAUUUACGUAUAAAAUUAUACGACAUACGAUUUUUAUAUUAUCAUUUAUUUAUUUUUUUAACUAUUUAAAUAUAAUAAAAGAAUAUCGUAUUACCAUAAGUAGAUUACCAACUCUAGUCUAAAAAAACCAACACGAAAAUUAUUUUGCAUUAAUCAAAAGAAUUUCAUCGGGGUUUACACAUUAUUUACUUUUACUAUUUAUGUAUAAUAUUAUUAAACAAUUUCUUGGUUUUUUAUAUUUCAAUUGGGUUUUUUGUUUAGAAUGUAAUAAGGUUCGAUUUUUUUUUUUUUACUGUGAAUACGACUGUAUAGAUAUUGUGAAAUUAUUACUAUUAUGUUAAAUCGUAUAGUAAUGAAAUUGUCCAGGUAUAUUAAUUAGGUUUAAUGGCCUAAUUCGCGAUGAAGCAGUGCUAUUUAUAUACAUAUUCGUUUUGUAUAAUUAAUUACUGUACUGAAAUGAUUUUACGGUCGCCAAAUUAAUGGAUAAAAAUAAAACAUUUUUAAACGCA
Planococcus citri (citrus mealybug) is the source of this 2792-nucleotide messenger RNA. Its product is annotated as G1/S-specific cyclin-D2-like. The transcript is spliced from 4 exons. The record is from RefSeq and is a predicted model, not a curated record. Gene Ontology annotation, biological process: mitotic cell cycle phase transition; regulation of cyclin-dependent protein serine/threonine kinase activity. NCBI's taxonomy places the organism in Eukaryota, Metazoa, Arthropoda, Insecta, Hemiptera, Pseudococcidae. The coding region runs from base 308 to 1222 and encodes 304 amino acids. Gene Ontology annotation, molecular function: cyclin-dependent protein serine/threonine kinase regulator activity. Gene Ontology annotation, cellular component: nucleus; cytoplasm; cyclin-dependent protein kinase holoenzyme complex.